AUGGCAACAGGCUGGUUGCCGAUCACUCUGACAUUUUGUUCCCUCUUUCAUCUGGUGGUGAUUGCAUGGGAGAGAUACGUGGCCAUUCAAAAGUGGAGGGACUACAGAGUUAUAGUGACUAAAGGCCGCUUGAAAAAGCUGGCCGCGAUAGCUUGGAUUUCUGGACCAGUAUUCGUUUGUAUCCCAUCCACUAUUUCCAUAGCGGUCAGUGGACACAUUACCAUUGAAGUUCUCGCGGCUUUAAUAUGUUGUAUGCUGGCACUCAUCGUAUAUUUUUACGUCAUGGUGUACCUUGGAGUACGCAAACAAAAGUUCAGUCAAAUUUCCCAGGUCAGAGUGUUAGUGAGAAUGAAACUGGAAAACAGAGUUGCGAAGACCACUGCAUUGGUUACAGCUGCGUUGAUCCUUUCCUUCGUUCCUGCUGUUUCUCUCACUUUACUGGGAGAGGUUUUUCCUGUUCUUCAUAGAAUGUCCUCAGUGCGCGUAGGGGAUACACUGAUGCUUUCAAAUUCUUUAGUUAAUCCACUCAUUUACUGUUACAGAGACUGCCGUUUUAAGAAAGCUGUGCUCGAGAUUUUGAAAAUUAAAAAACCUAAACAAAAGAAUGCAGUGGACAAAGUGCGAUUCACCAAAAGAAGAGAUGGGCGUGGUCCACCAAACGAUAAGGUGCAGAUUACACAAGAAGAAGAUAAAAAUAUUUUGUUGAGAAGAUCAGCAUCCUUGGAUUUGAUCCGGUUUUUUGAUCAAGCUUAUAUCGAGCCUAAUAAGAUGUUGGUUAAGAGAACCCUGUCGGCUCCGUUGAUCCAUGUUGGUGGCAUUUCGGGCGUAGUAUAGACUAAUUAACGCUUCCACUACCAUCGGCCAUCGUGGUCCAUGACGUCAAGAGCGCCAUUUCAAGGUCCUCGAAACACGGUAAGAAGCGAGAUCUUCAUCCAGAACUGCUGCCACAAAGACCAAAUCCUUUCAAAAAAGCAAAAAACAAAAAACGGAUCCUUAAGAACGAUGACGACUUUGGAAAACAGGAGACCGAACAGACUAUUUUGCACACACGACUGAGAUAAUUUCAGUAUAAGUAAAAUCCUUUACAUAAUUAUUAUCAGGAGACGCGAAACUGGUCAGCCUUGGAAACGCUGGCUACAGUCUUCUCAGAAGUCGAGCUUAGCAGAUAUCUGCAGAGACUGCACUAAGCUUUCUUGCUUUAUUUUAUUUUCUGUCAACCUGGAAAAUGUUCGUGCAACAAAACAACAACAAACUUUAUCAGAUAAUAAUAAUAAUGAUGAUGAUGAUGAUGAUGAUGAUGAUGAUGAUGAUAACAAUAAUAUAUGGAUUUUGCCAGGGUUAAAAGCGAAGCUCUCGUUAAUAUCAAUAGUUUACUAAACUAAAUACAAAAUCGUGUAACGCCAAGGGGCGAAGGCAACGAAAACAGCCAAAAAAAAUCAGUAGGUCUAAUUAGCAGAAAACACUUUGCACGUGCAGCACAAUUUUUUUCUAAUAAGCAAAAAAACAACUUUACAUUUUUAUUUUGUAAAUUUCCUUGCCGUCGUUUUGCCCGACUACAACGUGAAACUUCCAGAAACUUCCUAGUUACACGUUUUAUGGAGGAAAUGUUGUAUGUGGUCCUGUUCACUUUCUUUUCGCUGCCGUUCAUUUUCAGCUUGGUGGCAGCUAGUAUUUCCCNUUGCCGUCGUUUUGCCCGACUACAACGUGAAACUUCCAGAAACUUCCUAGUUACACGUUUUAUGGAGGAAAUGUUGUAUGUGGUCCUGUUCACUUUCUUUUCGCUGCCGUUCAUUUUCAGCUUGGUGGCAGCUAGUAUUUCCCCUUUUUCUCACAGCCGCUAUAAAAGUGUUAUGUUUUUCUUCCAACGAAAUUGGUCUCCUUUGGUUUUUAUCUUUCGCUCUAGCUCUUUGUCUGUUAUCCACGUCAAUGUAGACAUUGAAAUUUAGUCGAAAGAAAGAAUCGGCUUUUGUUGUUGUUGUUUUUAUCUCUAAGGGGUGGACGUACGGACUAAUGUACCCCGUACGGACAAUUUUCUCAGAACCAAAAUUUCUUGGAUGCAUAGAUUUACCUAAUUUUCUUACCCAUAGUGCUCCGCUGCACGCGCUUCGCGCGCUCGAGAGCUCCGCUAAUACUGAUGAGAAUAAUGAUGAUGAUGAUCAGAAUAAUAAAAACAACAAACAACAAAUAAUCGAAAGCCUCGUUUAGCACUUUUCGAGGCGGGCCUAAGGGGAAAAAAAAUAUUCUAAAAUAUUCAGCCAGCCAGUACUUAGUGUUUUAUAAUUUAGAUAAUCUGUUAUCAGUUACGUAGCAUAUUUGAUUAUGAGAGGGGGAAGUAGUGGUAUAAUUUUUAGUAUUCUAGAUUCACCAUAUUCAACGCACAUUGUCUAAUUUGCGAAGAUCAAUAAGUCUCAUUAUCAUUCGAUGCAAGUUUUUCUUCCUUUUCAUUGGCCGAAAGACCACCACGUGACCUGCAAAUAUCUGCCUACAAAUAAUGAACCAAAAACGAGCAGUCCAAAGACUACUGCAAAGCUGAUUCAUAACAUCGUGUAUUAAUUUCUUAUAACAAUAUUUCGGCUGGCCAUACCAGCCUUCUUCAGGUUUACAGAUGUUACUGAUCAUACAUGCCCCCCCUUCCCCACCGUGCAUUGGACGACAUUUGAAAGAAAUAAUUCUCUUGGGCACAGAGAACAAGCAUACAAGCUAAAAGGUCUGUUUUAUAAUUUAUGCAAUAAUUAUACACACUCGCCAUAAACAGUCCGGGCCACAACCAGAUCUGGAUAUGUAAUUUCCUGCAAUGUGAUUGGUCCAGACCGUAACCAAAACAUUGAUUUGACCGCAAAAGGACUAAGUUCGACAGAAAUGUCGAAGAAAAGAGCGGUGUGGCUGGGAUGUUCCUUGAAGAAAAGUAACAGCAUGCAAUUCCAAACCGAUUAAUAGAGAUGAUGUUAUGCGUCUUAGCGUUCGGUUUACAAAUAUCAAGAUGAUAAUGAUCGAGGAAGGUUUCUGUAAAAACGCCUGGACUUCUGAUAUCAAGAGACCCGAAGCAACUCGACGACACCGAUCGAAAGGGAAGAGUAGGGAAUUUGAAUACUUGCAAUACUGAUCCAUUUUAAGUGGAAAGGUAUAAAGAGGUCGUGUUUGGAGUACUUUUUGCGAGCACCGCUUCGGCCUAGAGUAGUGUGUUCUAUGCUUCUUAUGGAGCAAUACCAUACGCGCUAAAAUCUAAUUGCGAUUGAAGGAGUGCUGGAUAUUAAUUUUCAAUAUUUCAGUCGUCAAACAUCUUGGAUUAUUAGGCGAAGGUAAAAAAAUAAAUAGAAUUUCUGUAAAUUGCACUCACGAAGGGUCGUAAACAGUCAUUAAUCAAUGUCUGUCUUUUUGUGUUGCAAAACCCUAUUGCGGAUGAAAAUAUUAAAAUACCAUUCACCAGUUCAGAGAUGGACUUUAUCGUGUUCUAAUAGCAAUAAAGUGGGCUGGUAGGCCUACACAACUUUUAUCUCAUGCCAAAAUGCUGCUCGUUCCAAUUAAGCCAGGGGGCGGGGGGGGGACUCCGCAUAUGAAAGUGGUGGGGAUGCUCGUCGUCUCGCUUAGGGGUGUAAAUUUCGGAUUUUGGUCUCAUUUAGUGUGUUCUGGGCAAAACGCUAUUAUAUUUAGCCGUGAAGGUCUCGUUUAGGGUUGCACGCGAAAAAAUAUAAAAAAAUAUAUAUUUGAUAUGUGUAUUUUUAAUUCGUUUUAUUUACUCCAUUCAUAUAAUCCAAGUUUUCUCAUUUGUCUGUGUUUUAACAUGGUCUCUUUUAGGGAUCAAAAAAAGCUUGGGCCACGCCCAGAUCGGUCUCCUUUAGAGGUUUAAUUCAAAAUUUCCGACGAGCAUCCCCACCCUUUUCAUAUGAAGAGUCCCCCCCCCGGGUAAUUAAGUUUUUUUCCUCUGCUGGGUAGAUUAUGAUCUGGAAGGCUACACAUUUUCACUGAGCAAUUGUGAUUUUAGCCGCUUGUUCACACUGAGAGGUCAUGGCACACAUAUCGAUUUACUGUGGUUUUUGUAUCUGGUCUGAAGGAUUUCCCUCUGAUGCAAGCGCAUAUUCUGUGACCUCAGUUUCUGAAGCGUCAAGAAUUUUAUUACGGCUGAAUAAGGGUUCUAAUUUUCUCCAAAGUGCCUUCUGGAUCUGAAUAACUAAGCGAUUUUUGUUAGUCCGUGAAUGUAAAUAAAUUUUUUUUUUUGCAAUGUUGUAUCACGCUGGGCCCAGCUCAUGAGUUUCCUUUGCAGGAUGUUAAAUUAUCACGGAUAGUGAUUUACAGAUACAAAAUUGUAAGAAUUAAGUGCAGCUUCAACUGAAGCUGCAUCAACUAUGGAGAAAUUCAUUGUGACUCAGUAGACUCCAGCUUGGUGUUUUUCUAUAAAUGCGAGUCUUCUGACUGGAGCGCGUAUUCCCUUCCUUGAUAUGUAAUAGCUUUGAAUAAGCUUAACAGUGUUUGAACUGCUUUGUUAUUACCACUUUGUGAUCAGGCAAGACCAUGGUUACGGUUCUCCACGAACAAACCGGCGGCAUCUUUUUGCCACAAAAACAAGGUGCUUUUGCUUUUGCAUCCGACUGCAAGAUAACAUAAAAUAAACAUGGCGUUACAAUGAAAACCUGCACGUGAACGGCGCAGCUGACUGUUGCAUCUUCCAAAGCACAGCACUAUUUGAAUUCGCUAUGCACUACACCAAAAAGACCACCAUCAAAAAGCAAAUUUUAUGUAGAUUUUUUCAGAAAAAUUUUUUCAAGGAUCAGAAAAUUGAAACUCACCUUCUUUUUUAGAUGUUUUGCGCCUUGUCCGGCAUUUCUUUGAGCUGAAAAACUCUCGUGUUCGGUCGUUUUACUUCUCAAGAACGCUCAACGUUCAUCGGACGGAAUUUUUUCUUCACACCCCUGAUUUCUCAUUGUCUAAAGUCACAGCUCUCAAAGUAGUAUGGGGAAAAGACGCUUCUAGGCGCGGCAAAGAACCCUGAAGUGACCUUCCCUCAUGUUUCUCGGCGUGGGCGCCAUUUUGCAAAUGUGGGUGACGUCAUCAUAUAUCCAGAUCUGGUUGUGGCCUGGACUGAUAAAGGAAACGUGUUCUGUGCUUCCCUUGGAGUACAAACUUUGUUAAUAACGUAUAAGGAAACUCGAUGGUGCUCUAUAUAUUGACGCGAAAUAGAGAGAAAAAAAAACCGGUUGUGCACGACCACACUACUUCAAGUUCGAAAAAUGAACGUUACUAAGUAGAUCCUUCCCUUUGGGUUUUGUUUUUGUUUUUGUUUUUGUUUUUCUCAAGUUUUGGUAAAGACCAGUCAGCGAAUAUCCAUAGACAAUGUACUUCUGGGAGAGCGGUUUAAAGUUAGAAAACUUUCCAAGUUUUUUUUCAGGGCGAUACGGCUGAGCGAGCAAAGAUAUUGCUGCACAAAGUGGCGAAACUAUACAGGCCUGAGACGUUUAUAUAGUGGCGGGCACGAACUUACCCCUCACCCCCACAGACCCGCACCACACAAACGUAUGUAAAAUUCGGUGACUUUGCAGAGCAACAUCUUUCGUUAGUUUCCAACAAAUCACAUUUAAAGUAAAUUAGCAUCUCUACUAAUUUUAAAGCAUUCUUUUUUAUUUUAGCCGUGUUGACGAAUUUUUCACUUACUGGACUCACACAAAAAUUAUUUUAAUAAUUAAUGCAAAUUUCGCAAUCUUAUUGUUACCAGACAGCUGGCCUUGAAAAGUCUUGAAAAACUACCAGUUCCUGCAAAAUCGAAAAAUGUUUUUGAAUAUCGUGAAAUUAUAAAUUGCCUUACUCCUUAAAUUAUUGAAAAUUUUUGAGGUUUGUUGAACAAGUUACGGUUUUGUUUUACGGUAUACCAGCUUUAUUUCUGGAAACAGAACUUUCUUUUUUUACUUUAUUUCUCUCUCUCUCUCUUUUUUUUUGUAAAUUCACUAGUUACCAUAAAGGAUAGGCACAAUUUGAACAGAUCUUAAGCUCUGUAACAAUUUUUUUUGCUGGAAAAGUAAUUCCAGUUUGAUACGAGUCUUUUAAAUAAAGGUGUUUGGAAAAAAAUCAAAUAUAUAGAUAAAAUAUGCCACUAUGAUAAAUGAAGCUUACUUGCAGGAGGAAAUUGCAGGAAAAUCCGCCUUUUAUGUUGGAACUCUUUGGUAAUUUUUAUCAAGAAUGCUUAUUGGCGGAAGACAGGUUCAAAAAAGAGGAUUUAGUUAAAAAUGCGGUGUUUUUUUUUUCGCCAAAGUGUUAAAUUGAAGUUUAUUUUUUUUACAAAUACGUUUUUUUUUCCUAUAAUGAAAGCGCGAUUCGGGCUUAUAAGGGUGCUGUGCCCUAUUUCAUCAGCACUUUCCUAUAAAGUUAGUUUGCAAAACAGUCUAUAUUUUUGCGUAUUCAAGUACGCGCAAGCAGUCACACAAAAGGUCUGGAACAGGCUGAAAACAGAGAGCGAGACUGGUUUUUUUUCUCUCGCCUCACACGCCCGCUUUACCGAUUUCUUUACUGAUUUUGAGAAAAAAAACGACUGUUUUACAGUCUUUUAUAAAGUGCAAAUUAUCUUAGCCUUGGAAAGCGCAAUAAUUGUUUUUAUUUUAUUUAUUAAUUUAUGUUUGGAUGUAAAUUUUUUCAUUUAUUUUAAUUUUCCUAUUCAACCUUAUUUGUAUUGUUAUGUUAGUUUGCCGUAAUCAGUUUUUGUCUUAUCUUAUUAACUUAGGUUUGUUUUCAUAUUUCCCCCGCCUCGAUUAGCCCUUUAUUCUAUUAGCGGUAGCGAAGUUUAUUUUCUUUGUAUCUGAACUAUGUGGAAUAAAAUUGUUGUUGUUGUAAGUGCUGUAAACAAUAGUUGUAGUUUUAAACUUGAAAACAAUCCUGGCUAUCGUAACUGCUAUUCCCUUUUCAAGCUUCCGUUCUCUGCUUUCCUGUGGCACAACUGGAUGAAGUCCGUCGUAGUUUUAUUGUAUGCAUUCUUAUCAGCAACGUCAUUACGAACUAUUGCUCAUAAUUUUAGCCACAUUAAGAAGUAAAAAAGAUAAGUUGAUGUACAAUUUAGCAGCUGGUCAUGUUUGAUGGGAUCUUUUCUUUUCUACCCAUACCGCUGAGUAACAAUGACGUACAUGUACCGAUUCGUUUUUUCCAGCAUCUUAAUUUGAUUGACAUCAAUUUCCUGGUGAUAUCUCUUGUAACAAUAACUUAUUAAUUAGAAAACUGAGUCCUGGCACCUUCAUAUUUCGCAAAAUGAAAUUUAGAAACACGAAAUCUGGUUAAAACAGCUUCUGAAAGCAUAACUUUCUUUUCCCUUUUUCUUUUUUUGCCAUAAAGGAUGAAAAAAUUUGAAAAGAUUUCAAACAUUUGUAUUAAUUUUUUCUUGUGGAAAGGUAACUCCAAUUUGGUACGGUUUAUAUUAAAUAAAUAUGGGUUUUUGGAAAACAUCAAAUUGACUUAAAUUUGUCAUGAAAUGAAGCUUAAGAAAUGAAGCUUAAUUGCAUCCAAACAGCAGGAAAACUUUCCAUUUUUAUCAAUGCUAAUUGCCGGUCCAGGAAGGAGGAUUUGGUUAAAAAAACGGGUUUUUUUGGCCAUCGCCAUUGAAGUUUUGUUUUGCAGAUAGGUCUUUUUUCAUUAUCAAGAAAGCCGGAAUGAAACGCUCUCCCUGCACGAACGGUAUUUUUCCUUUUUCAUCUUGGCGCCUAUGAAAGCGCUACACGUGAUGGUGUUGUGCCUUAUUUUAGCAGUACUUUUCUGUAAAGUGCAUAAUAAACGAUGGUUGUAGUUUUGAACUUGGAAACAAUCCUGGUUAUCGUAACUGCUUUUCUAUUUUCAUACUUCCGUGCUCUGCUUUCUUGUGGCUUAGUUUGUUGUAUCUUAUCAAGUGGUUUUACCCUUAUAAAAGUCCGAAUAAAGUCUGUCUUAGUUUUAUUGUAUGCAUUCUUAUCAGCGACGUCAUUACGAACUAUUGUUUAUUAUUUUAGCCACAUUAUACUAAGAAGUACAAAAAAGAUUAUUGAGUUGAUGUACAAUUUAAUUUAAACCUUUGUAACUUAGCAGCUGGUCUGGUUUGAUUAGAUUGUUGGCUUUAAAUUUCUACCCAUGCCGCAGAGUAACAAUGACGUACAUGUAGUUGUUUUCUCCAGUAUCUGAAUUUGAUUGACAUCAUUAUUUUCUGGCGAUAGCACCAAGUAACAAUGCUCCUGGUUCUGGCACCUGCAAAUUUUGCAAAUUAAAAUCAGAAAAAAAAACACGAAAUCUAGCCGAGGCUACAAAAUCCUAUGGCCUUUGAUUUUUGUGUCCUAAGAUAAAAUAGGCACAGAUCGUGAAUUCUUUUAAGACUAAAAAAAGGGAUCAGAAUAAAGCAUUAAGUGAUCAUGGAGGAUAGGAAAGCGUGAACGUUCUCGGACAUGUACAGAUGGUUUAACUGACCACAGGUACCCCAAGCUCAGGUAGUUGUUGCGUAACAGAAUAAGGAACUGAGUAUAGUCGUUAUCUAGGGCACAAAAACAGCAAUAAAAUACAUCAGAACAUGUACAUUUUACCUUGUUUUCCAGUUUUAUUCAUGGUGUGUUUUUUCUAGAUCUUAACAUACUUGGCCGUUUCAGCGCGAUUUAGCGAGUUUUUUAAAAACAAAGAUACAAGCCCUAAAAAUAUUUCUGUUACGCAACAACGGUCACUGGUAAACUUGGGGUACCUGUGGUCUUACAUGAGAGCGCUAACACUGCCAAAUUUGGGAUAAAGGUUACUUUGAUAAUGAACUAUCUUUGUAACUGUCUGUUCAAAUUUUUGUUUGCGAUCAAACAUAAAAGAUAAACAUUAUAAUAAUCGUAAUUUUUUUUAAAAUGGAAUUAAUUUCCAUCCUUUUAUGCAAAAUCAGUAGAAGCUAGCUUUAUAGCUUAAAUUAAUAACUGAAAGUGCCUGUUUGACAGUAAGUCUCAGAAACUGCUUCAUCUUGGACCACAAUCCGACAGAAACGUCCAUCAUGUCAUCGAGCACGACCAAGUCAGUGUUCAAUUGUCUGCAGGUUCCACAAUUCAUAUGGGACGUUCAUGACACCAUUUCUCCUUGGAUAUUUGCUGCUGUUGCAUCUAUAAUCUCACCCGCUGCAGUUCUUUUGAACGCGUUAGUUAUCAUAGCAGUUAUGAAAAGGAGAGAACUGCAGAAACCUUCCAAUAUCCUGUUGUCAAGUCCGGCCGUUACGGACCUUCUUGUAGGUGCUAUAUCUAUACCGUUAUCUGCUGUAACUGGAUUCUUACUUCCCUAUCAAAUUCUUGCUGCUCAGCAUAUUUGCACGCUCGAAACGGCAACAGGCUGGUUCUCAAUCACUCUGACAUUUUGUUCCCUCUUUCAUCUGGUGGUGAUUGCAUGGGAGAGAUACGUGGCCAUUCAAAAGUGGAGGGACUACAGAGUUAUAGUGACUAAAGGCCGCUUGAAAAAGCUGGCCCCAAUAGCUUGGAUUUUUGGGCCAGUAUUCGUUUUUAGCCCAUCCACUAUUUCCAUAGCGGUCAAUGGACACAAUACCAUUGAAGUUCUCGCGGCUUUAAUAUGUUGUAUGCUUGCACUCAUCGUAUAUUUUUACGUCAUGGUGUACCUUGGAGUAUGCAAACAAAAGUUCAAUCAAAUUUCCCAGGUCAGCGUGUUAGUGACAAUGAAACUGGAAAACAGAAUUGCUAAGACCACUGCUUUUGUUACAGAUUUUUUCCUUCGUUCCUGUUGUUUCUCUUGCUUUACUGGGACGGUUUUUUCCCGUACUUCGUGA
Porites evermanni is the source of this 9733-nucleotide messenger RNA. The record is from the annotation of a GenBank genome assembly. NCBI's taxonomy places the organism in Eukaryota, Metazoa, Cnidaria, Anthozoa, Scleractinia, Poritidae.